Xyrauchen texanus (razorback sucker) is the source of this 1666-nucleotide messenger RNA. RefSeq names its product aquaporin 3a (gene aqp3a). NCBI's taxonomy places the organism in Eukaryota, Metazoa, Chordata, Actinopteri, Cypriniformes, Catostomidae. Gene Ontology annotation, cellular component: basolateral plasma membrane; plasma membrane. Gene Ontology annotation, molecular function: water channel activity; glycerol channel activity; urea transmembrane transporter activity. The record is from RefSeq and is a predicted model, not a curated record. The coding region runs from base 117 to 1016 and encodes 299 amino acids. The transcript has 6 exons. Gene Ontology annotation, biological process: water transport; glycerol transmembrane transport.
AUGAAGGGUUGGUCCUGCUUUACCAUGUCUAUAAGAGGAGAUGCUGGCCUUCAAAUGAGCAUUCCUCACUAAGUUGUUACACACAAUCUAAGGAAGACAUCUGGUAUUGCCUGAAGAUGGGCAGGCAGAAGCUCAUGCUGGAUAAACUUGCACAGACUUUCCAGAUCCGCAACAAGCUACUGCGGCAGGGAUUGGCUGAAUGCUUGGGAACUCUCAUUCUGGUGAUGUUUGGCUGUGGUGCGGUGGCUCAAUUGGUACUAAGUGAAGGAUCUCAUGGUCUCUUUCUCACUGUAAACCUUGCUUUUGGGUUUGCAGCUACCCUUGGAAUCUUAGUUUGUGGCCAGGUGUCAGGGGGCCAUUUAAAUCCUGCAGUUACAUUUGCUCUGUGCAUCUUGGGAAGAGAACAAUGGAGAAAGUUCCCUGUGUACUUUUUCUUCCAGACACUUGGAUCCUUCUUGGGUGCUGCAAUUAUCUUCGCUGAAUACCAUGAUGCAAUGUAUGACUUUGCUGGAGAGACAAAUGAGUUGGUUGUAAUUGGAGACAAAGCUACUGCUGGGAUUUUUGCUACUUACCCCAGCAAGCAUCUCACUAUCUUAAAUGGAUUUUUUGACCAGGUGAUAGGCACAGCGUCUUUGAUUGUCUGCAUCCUGGCCAUUGUGGACCCAUUUAACAACCCGAUCCCCCAAGGUCUUGAGGCCUUCACUGUGGGAUUUAGUGUACUGGUCAUUGGCCUCUCCAUGGGUUUCAAUUCUGGUUAUGCUGUCAACCCAGCAAGAGAUUUUGGACCUCGCCUUUUCACAGCCAUUGCAGGCUGGGGCGGGGAAGUCUUCACUGCCAGGGAAUGUUGGUUUUUGGUGCCCAUCUUCGCCCCCUUUCUUGGAUCCAUAAUUGGUGUGAUUGUGUACCAGCUGAUGGUUGGUUGGCACACAGAGGGAGAGGCAAAUGACAAGAAGAAUAAAGAUAUGGAAGAGUCUCUCAAGCUGAAUGAUGUCAGCAGCAAGAACAGACCUGUGUGAAUCACUCAAGCUCCAUCAAAACGUCUCAACCACAGAAGCAUUCUGCUUAUGAGACUCUGUGUUUAUUAUAUACUGUUUCAUCCAGCAGAAGACUUCCCUCCUAUCAAAAUGUCUAGAUUUCAAACCUUUCUCAGUUAUUUUAUCAGACAAUUUUUUUUGUUAUAGAAUUUUUCUUGGUACAUACAUACUCCAUAUUUCUCUUAAAUGGAAACAGGUCUUUCUUUAGCAACACGAAUUAUAUUAAUUCACUUUUGAGAAGUUAGCAAAACCAUAGUGUAGUAUAUAUGGAUUUUUACGGAAUUUUAUGCUUUUUUUUACUACUAUUAUGCAAGUAAGUUGAUGUUUGUGUUGAGAACAUUUAGCAGUCUUACCAAAAAAAAAAUUAUUACUAGAAUACUUUUUGUGUAAAUAUUUUGUAUAUCUUUUUAAAGCAGAUUUCCCCCCUCUCUUUUACCACUUAACAUGUAGACAUUUCAAGCAACAUGUUACCAUAGAGAGUGGUAACUUUGAUGCCUUUUCCUGACAUUUUAUGACAGUACAAUUUUGAGAUUAGAAUCAUGUCAUCCUCUCAUGACCAUUUUAAUUGUGUACCUGUGAUCUGUAUGUUUUGAGGAAAAGAUUUAUAUUCAAAUAAAGUUUUUGUAAGAAUU